CUCAAUGGAACGUGAGCUGAGCUUGAGCAAUGAGUCAAAAUCAAUAAUCAUUGAUUGGUCAUUGAUCACUGAUCAGUGGUGAAAUAUUGAUUUGUGUUGAGGAUUUGAUCUACAUACAGGAUGGCAACAAAAGAAGACCUUGAACAUGAAUUUGAACUCUUUUGGGCUAAUUCAGAUAGAAGGAGGAAACAUGCCCCCAACAACCAAAAAAUUAGUAAGAUGCACGAGUGGGGUAAAACCAAUAAGUUACCCGAGAAAUCGCCCACUCUUAACGCCCUUAUAAAUAGCAACGAUGUAAAACAUGAAAACAUUCUGCCUGAAGAAUGCAACAUAAACACAUUUGAGAAAAUAUUGGAUGAACUGAGUGUUGCAUACAAAACAGUAGAAGUACCUAUUGAUCCCAAGUUUAAAGGCCUGAAUACCAAUACUAACAACGUAAUGAUAGACAUUAGCACCAUACCGCCUUUCACAUUUGACGGAUCAGGAUCAAAUAAAGUCCAAGCCUUACACUUAGCUGCUAGGAAAGGUAUCAAAUUCUUGAUAGCCAUAAGCAGUGAUAUUGUGAUACUGUGAACCAUUCCUACAUAUUUGAACUUAACACUUGUUGGACAGAAUGUAUGAUCACACCAGGUUUCAUUGUGAAAUGUCAAUAUUGCCAAGUUUUACAACUGAGCUUUCCAAGUGCUGUAGGUUUUGAAUACUACCUUGAUCGUAGUGAAUUUUGAAAACAGUAUUGUUAGUUAAUGUGUUAUAUCCAAAUUUUUGUAUAGCUAUAUUUUCUAACUGCUGUUGGUAGUGAAUAAUACGUUGAAUAAUAAUUAAUUUUGAAAACAUUAUUGUAAGUAAAUUUUCCAAUAGUCACCUGACAGUGGCCUUCCUUGCUCUGAUUAUAACACAGAAAGUUGCUAUUUGCUGCAUUUAAUUACUUUUGCCGCACACUGUUUUUUGUUUUUUUUUUGCCGCACACCAGUAUUCCAACCAAACAACACAACACAGCGGACUUUUACUAGGUACGUAAUAUGUGUACGCUUGAAAAUAAGUUGGCAACAAUUUUUACGACUACGAUCAGCUGGUGCAGCGUUUCCCAUUUCGUUCAAUGUUUAGAUUUAACCUAACCUAAAAACGUGUUGUACAGUGUUUUAAAGA
This is a messenger RNA of Macrosteles quadrilineatus (aster leafhopper), 1146 nucleotides long. RefSeq lists its product as uncharacterized. The transcript is spliced from 4 exons. Bases 121 to 573 code for a protein of 150 amino acids. The record is from RefSeq and is a predicted model, not a curated record. Lineage: Eukaryota; Metazoa; Arthropoda; Insecta; Hemiptera; Cicadellidae.